This is a messenger RNA of Lathyrus oleraceus (garden pea), 979 nucleotides long. RefSeq names its product ferritin-2, chloroplastic. Gene Ontology annotation, molecular function: ferric iron binding; ferrous iron binding. Gene Ontology annotation, biological process: intracellular iron ion homeostasis; iron ion transport. Gene Ontology annotation, cellular component: cytoplasm. The record is from RefSeq and is a predicted model, not a curated record. The transcript is spliced from 8 exons. NCBI's taxonomy places the organism in Eukaryota, Viridiplantae, Streptophyta, Magnoliopsida, Fabales, Fabaceae. The coding region runs from base 78 to 821 and encodes 247 amino acids.
CUCAAUCAUUCUCACACACACACGCCACACUCCUCUCAAUCUUUUUCCCAUUUCCGUUCUGUAGAAAAACCCUAACCAUGCUUCUCAAAACCGCCGUAACCGCUUCUUCAUCUCCCUCAAUUUCUCUCUUCAAUUCUGAAAACUCGCUUUUGGUUCCGUUUCUUCACCGAGGAAGUAAACCGGACCGAUUAGCGGUUUGUGCUACGAAAGGCUCUAGCAAUAACCGUGUUUUAACCGGUGUGUUGUUUGAGCCUUUUGUAGAGGUUAAAAAGGAACUUGAUCUUGUUCCUGUUUCUCCACAAGAGUCUCUUGCUCGCCAUAAAUUUCAUGGAGACUCUGAAGCUGCUAUUAACGAGCAAAUCAACGUGGAAUAUAAUGUUUCGUAUGUUUACCAUACUAUGUAUGCGUAUUUUGAUAGAGAUAAUGUUGCGCUGAAAGGUCUUGCUAAGUUUUUUAAAGAAUCAAGUGAAGAGGAAAGAGGGCAUGCUGAGAAGUUGAUGGAAUAUCAGAACAAAAGGGGUGGAAAAGUGAAGUUGCAAUCUAUAGUGACACCGCUAUCUGAGUUUGAUCAUGCUGACAAGGGUGAUGCCCUGUAUGCAAUGGAACUUGCACUGUCAUUGGAGAAGCUAACAAAUGAAAAACUCCUUAACUUGCACAGUGUUGCCUCAAAGAAUGGUGAUGUGCACUUGGCUGACUUUGUGGAAAGUGAGUUUUUGGGUGAACAGGUGGAAGCCAUCAAAAAAAUAUCCGAGUAUGUUGCUCAGCUCAGAAGAGUCGGCAAAGGACAUGGUGUCUGGCACUUUGAUCAGGUUCUCGCUUAGUGAGAGGAAUUGAUGAUUACAUUUUCCUCCUAUUUUAGUCAUCUGUAUAUGUUCAUAUUCAAGUCUUUUUGCUAGAACUAGAAGAUGGAACUGAACUAUUAGAACUAGAAGUUGGAACUGAACUAUGUCUGAAUAAAAUGAAUGUGGAUUGCUUUUUA